UAAAAACAGUAGUUUCUGCUGUUUUGGAAAAACAUUCUACGACUAUUAUGUCCUCGUCAUUCCAAAAUAAAAGCCUUCACUGAAACAGAAACAGAAGCAAAACAAAAAAACCAACGCCUAGGCAUUUAAUACCUAUGAUUGAUCCCAUCUUUUUAUGGUCUCAAAUAUUUUUGAAUUCAUCAUCCACAUGAUUAUGGGCUUUUCCUUGGGAACAUGAGACUGGGUUUUCUAGAUAGACUUUAGUAGCUGUUCCUGAAUUCCUUUCUGUGUUUUUGAAUAAAAUCCAGGGGUUUCUGAACUGCAAAAUGACUGCUGGAGUUGGAGUCAGUAGCAGCGUUGGGGAGGAAGACUUUGACGAUUUCCCAGUGGGUAUGCGUAUUCUUGCUGUUGAUGAUGACCCAAUUUGCUUGAAGUUGCUGGAACACAUGCUUAUGAAAUGCCAGUAUCAUGUAACAGUAACAAAUCAAGCAAGAGUGGCACUGAAGAUGUUGAGAGAAAACAAAGACAAAUUUGACCUGGUUAUCAGCGAUGUCCACAUGCCUGAUAUGGAUGGUUUUAAACUGCUAGAGCUUAUUGGUCUUGAGAUGGAUCUUCCUGUCAUUAUGUUGUCAGCAAAUGGUGACACCAGACAAGUGAUGAAGGGAGUUAGUCACGGGGCUUGUGACUACUUGGUGAAGCCAGUGCGGAUUGAGGAGCUAAGGAAUAUUUGGCAACAUGUAAUCAGAAGAAAGAAGUUUGAUUCCUCCAAAACCCAUAAUUGCAAGUCUGGUGGUGAUCCUCAUUGUGGAAGUGAUCAGGAAAGUGGACUUGGGGACGACCAACUAUCCGCUUGUGCUGCUGCUGCUGACCACAAUGAAAGAAUUGAUAAUCAUAAUCAUAAUAAUAAUAAGAGAAGAAGGGAAGACCAAGAAGAGGAUGAGAGUGAUGAUAAUGGAGAUGAGGACUCAAAGCAGAAGAAGGCUAGGGUUGUUUGGUGUAUUGAACUUCACAGGAAGUUUGUUGCAGCCGUGAACCAAUUAGGCAUUGAAAAAGCUGUACCAAAAAGAAUUCUUGAACUGAUGAAUGUUGAAGGGCUUACCCGUGAAAACGUGGCAAGCCAUCUCCAGAAAUACAGGAUAUACUUGAAAAGAAUCAGUCUGGUUCCGAGUCCGUAUGCCAACAUGGCAGCUUCUUUUGGAGGAAAGGAUUCUUCUUAUAAUACGCGUAUGAGUUCAUUGGAUGGGUUUGGAGAUUUUGGAGUGCUGACUGGACCUGGAAGAUAUAAUCAUGCUGCUGCUAUAUCAUCAUCGUCUUCAUACACACCAAGCAGCCUGCUUGGCAGGCUAAAUACUUCUGCUGGUGUGAGACUUCAAAACCUUAACUCACUCAGUUUGCUCCAACCGAACCACCUCCAACCUUUGGGCAACUCCACCCUUGGUCCCCUAGGAAAGUUCAACUCAAAUCCCCAAAACUCAAUUGGUUCAUUUCUUGGAAUUCCAUCACUAGAGCUUAACCAAUUGCAACACAGUAAGUUCAGCACAAGUGUACAGGACCUGAAUCCUUUCAGCAGCUCAAGGCUUGUUACAUCUGCUGUUAGUAGCAGCACAUGCACGGGUUCUGGAUCAAUGAAUGCUUCGAUCCUUCAAGGGAACUCCCAUCAAGAAAAGAAUAAGGGAGGGUUAGGAAACUCACAUUCUUUGAGGUCUGACCUUUUAUGCACAGGCGCUUCGAAGCAGCUCGGUGGAAAUCAAUUGAGAUGGAAUUACUCUUCAGCAGGCCCUCGUUUACAGGGUAGCCCUCUUCUCAGUUAUUCUUCCACUGCCUCAGCUUCUAUGCCUUUUGAAGAAGACUCAAGGGGACAGAGACCAUAUCAUGAAGGAGGUUUCACUGGUAAUCAGGUACCUAGCCUGCUGUGGGGAGAGCGUGCAAAUAAUCACAACUCCAUUGAUGUUCUUAGCAACUCAGUCCCUGCUAAUGACGACUUUAUGCCAUUUAUUAUAAACCAGAGCGUUGACCAGAAUAAUGAUGUCUUUGUCAGAAAGAUGGACACCUCUGUAUUUGGUCAAUCAACAAAUGGAGGCUCUCCAGUUCUCUUUCAAGACUCAAAGUUGAGAUCAAAUGAGGACAGCCUUUUGAACUCGUCAAAGGAACAGGUUUCUUAUCCUUCUCAAAGUUAUGAAUCUUGGGAUGAUUUAGUGGAUGCAAUAAUUAAGCAGUGCAGGAACAAAAUGGAGACAUAUUUGAUGGAGAGUUUGGAUUCGGAUUUGAUGCACACUCAUUUGGGUCUUGAGAAAGACAAUGGUUUGUGUGGGAAGCAGAGAAUCAAGGGAAGGAGGAUGCCAGGAUCAGCUUUCAUCUUUCAUCUAGCAGACUGAGAGUGAUAAAAAAGCUCUACUUUCUUAGAUUUAUGAGUAAUUUUUUCAGCAGCUGUACAAAUAUCUUACAAACUUUUAAAGUACAAGUUACCCGUUUCUUCUCAUUUCGUUUGACACCUCAACAAUUUUGGAACAUGAAGCCAGCAAACAUGUCAUGCUUGCCAUAUGUGUAUAUUCAUUUUAG
Molecule: messenger RNA, 2538 nt
Organism: Cuscuta epithymum
Lineage: Eukaryota; Viridiplantae; Streptophyta; Magnoliopsida; Solanales; Convolvulaceae
Source: the annotation of a GenBank genome assembly